Messenger RNA from Dibothriocephalus latus, 378 nucleotides. Lineage: Eukaryota; Metazoa; Platyhelminthes; Cestoda; Diphyllobothriidea; Diphyllobothriidae. The record is from the annotation of a GenBank genome assembly.
AUGGAAGCGAUUUACAAACAGUUAAGUCAGGAGGUUGAGAAACUGCAAGAAAUUCAAGGCAACAUUCAGAAACGAGUUCAAGCCUACCAACAGCUGGCUGGUCAACUGUCUGAGAAUGAAAACGUUGAACAAGACCUCGCAGAACUCACUGAAGAAAAUAAAGUGUAUAAGAUGAUAGGACCAGUUCUAGUUGAGCAGAGUCUUGCAGAAGCCAAAGAUACAGUGAAAAAGAGAAUUAAGUACAUUAAGGAUGAAAUGACCCGGAACGAUGAACUUAUCAAAUCCCUGGAAAAACAGAGGGAUGGUCACCGAGAACAGAUUAAUAAGUUGCAACAACGCUUCCAACAGGAACAGACCAGAGCCGCUCUGAAGGCGUAA